CACACGUGUUCCAAAAUGUCCUGCUCUUCUGUUUUGGCGAUGUAGUCGUUAGUGCGAAGUAUUUAAAAAAAACUAAUAAAAAAGUUUUUUUUUUCCCCUUUUGAUUUAUACAGAAGAGAGAUAUACAGUAUAUUUUAUUUAGAGAUAUUUCACGAGACAUUAUGGCGCAGAGGAAGAAGAAGUUGUGGAAGAAGAAGAAGCACGGCGCGCACAGAGAGCCAGACAUGGACUCGGAUGGAGAAGAUUUCGAGUUAGCGGCUGAAAUUAAAGAUGACGUCAUAUUUGGUAAAAAGCUGCCUCGUUUCCCCACGUCGUCCGAGUGCCUGUCAGACGUAGAACCAGACACGCGAGAGAUGGUGCGUGCCCAGAACAAGAAAAAGAAAAAGUCUGGAGGCUUUCAGUCCAUGGGUCUUAGCUACCCCGUCUAUAAAGGCGUCAUGAAGAAGGGCUACAAUGUUCCGACACCCAUCCAAAGAAAGACUAUCCCCGUCAUCCUGGACGGUAAAGAUGUCGUGGCCAUGGCGAGGACGGGGAGCGGGAAGACGGCUGCGUUCCUGGUGCCCAUGUUCGAGAGGUUGAAGGGACCUCAAGCUCAGACGGGCGCCAGAGCUCUGAUCCUCACCCCCACGAGAGAGCUGGCUCUGCAGACCAUGAAGUUCACCAAAGAGCUGGGAAGGUUUACUGGGCUCAAAACGGCACUGAUCCUUGGUGGAGACAGCAUGGACGAUCAGUUUGCUGCUCUGCAUGAAAACCCGGACAUCAUCAUCGGUACUCCUGGCCGUCUGAUGCACGUCGUCAUGGAAAUGAACCUCAAACUGCAUAGCGUGGAGUACGUGGUGUUUGACGAAGCGGAUCGACUGUUUGAAAUGGGUUUUACUGAGCAACUGCAGGAGAUCAUCAGACGUCUCCCUGAAACUCGGCAGACCCUGCUGUUCUCCGCCACGCUGCCCAAACUGCUCGUGGAAUUCGCCAGAGCUGGAUUAACGGAUCCGGUUUUGGUCCGCCUUGAUGUCGACAGUAAGCUCAGUGAUCAGUUAAAGCUGUCGUUUUUUCACCUGCGUCUGGACGACAAGCCUGCGUUGUUGCUGUAUCUUCUGCGGAACGUCGUGAAGCCCCAGGAGCAGACGGUCGUAUUUGUCGCCACCAAACACCACGUGGAGUAUCUCAACCAGCUACUGACCUCACAAGGCAUCGAGUGCGCGUACAUAUACAGCGCUCUGGACCAAACCGCCAGGAAGAUCAACAUCGGUCGCUUUGUCCACCGCAAAGCAAUGGUGCUGCUGGUGACGGACGUGGCAGCUCGUGGUAUCGACAUCCCGCUCCUGGACAACGUCAUCAAUUACAACUUCCCCUCCAAGGGCAAGCUCUUUCUCCACAGAGUCGGUCGUGUAGCCCGUGCUGGCAGGAGUGGUAAAGCCUUCAGCCUCGUGUGCCUGGACGAAGUGGCCUUUGUUUAUGACCUUCACCUCUUCCUUGGAAAACCUUUGCACCUUGCAACCAUUGAUCACUCUGAGGAUGCUGAUGGAGUGCUCGGUCGUGUCCCACAGAGCAUCCUGGAUGACGAAGACGCGCAUGUCCUUGCGGCACACGAGAACUCUCUAGAACUCGAGAACCUCAAACGGGUUUCCGAGAACGCUUACAAGCAGUACCUAAAGUCUCGACCCAACCCCUCACCAGAAUCGAUCAAGCGGGUGAAAAACACAGAUCUCUCUUCAAUAGCCGUUCACCCACUGCUAGGGUCAGGACUCGAGAAGAUGGAGUUGGACAGACUGCAGAUAGUCGACUCCAUCAAGGCUUACAAGGCAAAGUCUACAAUAUUCGAGAUUAACUCCAACAACAAAACCAGCGCCAGUCAGAUAAUGAGGACGAAGCGUUCUCGGGACGGCCGUCUGGUUGACAAAUUCCAGAGGACUAAAGAAGAGAUGCAGGCCGAGACUCAGCAGAACCGGCCGGCUACUCGGACCUUAGCUAAAACACAACAGCACCGUGGGGAGGAAGUGGAGGAGGAGGAUGGUGAUGAAGACAUUCAGGGUGUGUUUUCGAAAGUGGUCGGAGGAAAGAAACGGAAACAAGACGAGAAUGUGGAUGGGGACAGACCCAAGAAGAAAAAGAACAGGGGGUCGGGUCGGGAUGAGGAGUUUUACAUCCCCUACAGACCCAAGGACUUUGAAUCAGAAAGAGGACUCAGUCUGGCAGCAGAAGGCAGCUCGUUUGAACACCAGGCCUCCUCUGCUGUUCUGGAUCUGAUGGGUGAUGAGAGCACCACGAUGGACCAGCACCAGAAGAUGAUGAGAUGGGAUCGCAAGAGGAAACGCUUUGUCCGGGAUACGGGAAAAGAAGACAAAAAGAACAAGAUCAAAACGGAGAGCGGGCAAGUGGUCAGCACCAAGAAGUCGAAGAAGAGCUUUUAUGAGGAAUGGAAGAAGAAGUACAAGGUGGACGAUGCAGACGAUUCAGAUGGAGAGGGUGGAGGAGGACGGGGACCCAAAUUUGGAGGUCAUCGCGGGAGACACAAAGCGGGCCCUCAGCCCAAGAACAAGGAUGGCUCACGGGUCCGUUCGGAGCUGAAGAGCAGCGAACAGAUCCUGAAACAGCGCAAACAACGCUCCAAGCAGCAGUUCCUGCAAAGCGGCGGCUUGAAGAAGCUACGUGGCCGAAGCAAGCAGCGAUUAAACGACGUCAUGAAGUCCGGCUUCGGCCGCGGGCGCUUCAAGAAAGGCAAGAUGAGGAAGAGACUGUGAGAGCUUGAAACCUAAACAAGAAACCCAACCUACUGUAGAGUUCAACCUACCACCGUAUUUAACAAGAACAUCAUGGUGACCUUCUUUUAAUUGAUAAAGUGCUUCAAAUGCGUCUCAGUCGCCCAGUUCUCUCAAUAGUUCCCUCUUUUUUUGGGGAAAUGAUAAAGGGAUGGCUUGUUGGUGAUAAAACUUGUUUAUGUCUUGAAACUGAGACCUAUAUUAAAAAAAAAAUAAAUCUGUAAAGAAAAAAGGUAAGCAAGCUUUGGAAAGUUUGAAAAGACUUCUCAAGAAAUCUUGGUGAACUGUAUGAUGACAAUGUUAAUUUUUUUGUUAUAUACAUAUGUAUUUUGAAAUCUGUUGCCAAUACAGAUACAAAUGA
This is a messenger RNA of Clarias gariepinus (North African catfish), 3120 nucleotides long. It is a transcript of the gene ddx54, whose product is annotated as DEAD (Asp-Glu-Ala-Asp) box polypeptide 54. Bases 162 to 2741 code for a protein of 859 amino acids. Gene Ontology annotation, cellular component: nucleus. The transcript has 20 exons. NCBI's taxonomy places the organism in Eukaryota, Metazoa, Chordata, Actinopteri, Siluriformes, Clariidae. The record is from RefSeq and is a predicted model, not a curated record. Gene Ontology annotation, molecular function: RNA binding; ATP binding; RNA helicase activity.